Brenthis ino (lesser marbled fritillary) is the source of this 1644-nucleotide messenger RNA. Lineage: Eukaryota; Metazoa; Arthropoda; Insecta; Lepidoptera; Nymphalidae. The record is from the annotation of a GenBank genome assembly.
AUGUUAUUACGCGCUCAUCGUACAUUUCCUAAUUUUAGGAAAUCGGUAUCACGAACAUUCGCACAAGCCUUACAAGCAGAGGAAAAUGAAUAUACAGAUACUCCAGUAUAUCCCCCUAUAUUAGACAUGAGUCUUCAAGGUAGAAAAUUACGAGAACGAGAAGCAUUGCAUCAAAAUAUACAAAAAAUAAAUACAGUAGAAGAAAAACAGAUUGCUUUAAAUAUGCCGAGAUAUUAUGGCUGGCAAUCUGUUGUGUUAAAUGAAAAUAAAAUACCGUAUAAUGCAAUGCCCUUAGUACAGUAUUAUACACGAACUCAUUUCAAACAGAUAGAAAAACUCCCUGAUUUAUAUACUGGUUUAUCUUCCAUGUCUGAUACUGUUGUGCAAGAAAUAAAGACUUAUAUUGAAGAUUCUAUUGCAAUAGAAAAGGAAGGAGUAGAGCGCAACAUAGAAACAUCUUUAGAUAAAUCUGAAGCAGAACAAAUUGAAAAUAAUCAUGCAAAAAAUAUUGUAAGACAAAUAAACAGGAUUAUAACAAAUAAUUUAACUGACAAAGUUCCUCAUAUUUUGACAUCACAGGUUGAUUUUGAUCCUCGUCAUGAAGCCUUUUGGUUUAUUGGUGGUGUUGAUGUGCCAUAUAAAGUAACUAAAUGGAGAAGGAAAUAUCCAUGGUUAAAAGAUAGGGUAAAUGAACCAAUUGACAGACCAGUUCAAUAUAUAGGUUCACCAUUACUAACUCUAAGAAACAAUUUGCCUUUAAAGCCAGUGAUACCAUAUAGUGAAUCAGAAAAUCCAGAAUUUAAGGUUCCUAAAUUUACAUAUAUUCCUGAAAGUAUUGGGUACUUCAGUGAGUUUAGACAUGGUACAAAUAUUCCAGGAUUUUGGCCUGGUGAGUAUGAUGAAUAUGGUCUACUCUCGUUUCAUGGCCGAGGUCAUAUCCUAGAUAGAAAAGAAUCUUUUGGUGAAGAAGACAACUUAGAAGCACUAAAUACUCAAGCUAUUAAAUCUAGUUUUGGGUGGUUGUUAGCGCAAGCUAAUUAUCAAGGGUUCACUACUUACAAUGAUCUCACUUAUCCUUUAAUAACUCAAACAGUUAUAACUAAUGGACAUUUAAUAUCUUUUUAUAUUUAUCAAUUAAACACUAUUGUUAUGCAUAACGAUGUAGUUGACAGCAAUCCAAAACACAAUAUAUGUUUCGGAACAAAGCCUAUGAAAUUAUAUGACACCAUUGAAAAUGGAAAGGUGAAAGGGUUAAAUGAAGAUGUUUUGAAAAUGCUGGUACAAUUUUAUUUAAAUGCCCCAGAAGAGAGAGAACAUGAAAUGAAACCAUACCUAGGCAAGGAAGAACAAGUAGUUGCAGAUAUAGAUGAUGAUAAUAAACGCUGUUGGUUGGAAUCAACAUAUAAACAUCUUGUUUCAAACCGCCCAAAACAUUUCUUGUUACCAGAACUCUAUUUGUGGGAGAAAAUAUACAAGAUACAAUUCAAAACUCGAUUCUUUGAAGCAAGGAGGAGACCAUUUGAAUGGGGAAUCAAUCCAUUCAAGAGGCGCUUGGAUGAACAUUUACCUCCUUAUAUACCUAAAGUUUUAAGGCCAUAUCCAAGAUCUAAAAAGAAGUUUGAAACAACUUACUAUCCAAAAGUU